AUGUUUGAAACCGCAACUCUUUGGAUGCAGCAAGAAUCAGAGUUAAACAACUAUUUUAUCUCAGAAAAACUUAUCUCUAUAGCCCUAGAGCCAACAGACAGCACAUUUGAGUUGUCCUGGACUGACUACUACUCUGAAAGUGGGUUUGAUAAAAUUGAAAAAGGAGAAUUGAAGGGGGAUGAAGAAAUCAAAGAGGGUGCUUCUACUCUAUCUAAUUUCAAGAACAUACACAUCACUAUAUUCGGGACUUACAUUAAAUUCGCUGAAAAGAAGGACAUACACUACUCUUUCCAGCCUGCUCAGAUUUAUAAAUAACAGCGACUCUGAGAAAGUUGCAGUAGAUUCCUUGAAGGAGAAAUUCUUUGGAGAAAUUAUCAAACAGGAGGAUGAUAAGUCGAAGCAUAUUCUGAAGAUAAAAAUCCCGCUCGAAGUUGACGAGAAGUUCUUAUCUCUUGAGCCUCAUUCCUAACAGCUAAAAUUCUUUCAACUUUAUAAUAAA
Molecule: messenger RNA, 499 nt
Organism: Moneuplotes crassus
Lineage: Eukaryota; Ciliophora; Spirotrichea; Euplotida; Euplotidae
Source: the annotation of a GenBank genome assembly